UGUUAUCUAAAGAAUUUAUCAGGCUCAAAGUCUGGUACAAGAGUGACUUAGAACUCCAUUCUAUCACUAUGAAGAAAAGUGGUAUUCUUUUCGUCUUAGGCUUCAUCUUGCUGGUUCUGAUUGGAGUUCAAGGAACCCUAGUAAUGAGGAAGGGUCGCUGUUCCUGUAUCAGCACCAACCAAGGGACUAUCCACUUACAAUCCUUGAAAGACCUUAAACAAUUUGCCCCAAGCCGUUCCUGUGAGAAAACUGAAAUCAUUGCUACACUGAAGAAUGGAGAUCAAACAUGUCUAAACCCAGAUUCAGCAGAUGUGAAGGAACUGAUAAAAAAGUGGGAGAAACAGGUCAACCAAAAGAAAAAGCUAAAGAAUGGGAAAAAAUGUCAAAAAAACAAGAAAGUUAAGAAAGUUUGCAAAGUUCGAAAAUCUCAACGUCCUCAUCAAAAGAAGACUGCAUAAGAAACCACUUCGGCAAUAAGUAUUCUGUGUGAAAAAUGUUCUAUUUUAAUUAUACCGAGAUCAUUCCAAAGGAGGAUGGCAUGUAAUACAAAUGUGUGUUAAUUUGACUAGAAAAUUUAAAACAUUGCUCUGAAGUUAUAACUAAAGCUAGAAAGUUGAUUUUGAGAAUCCAAAUGUUAAGAAUUGUUAGAGGCCAUGAUUGUCUGUCUUUUUCUACCACCCACCAACUGAAUUGCAUCAUGCUUAAGGCCGUGAUUUUAGUAAUAUCCGUGUCCAGACAGAUGCUCAAACAACUACAUCCCACACACAACAGCUGCCUGGAAGAGCAGCCCUAGGCUUCCACACACUGCAGCCUCCAGAGAGUAUCUGAGGCACAUGCCAGCAAGUGUUAAGCCUGUUAGCAUAGGACGCUGGUGAGCCAAGCAGUUUGAAAUUGAGCUGGACCUCACCAACCUGCUGUGGCCAUCAACCUCUGGAUUUGAAUCAGCCUACAGGCCUCACAUAUAAUGUGUCUGAGAGAUUCAUGCUGGUUGCUGCUGGGUAUCACCACUGGAGAUCACCAGUGUGUGGCUUUCAGAGGCUCCUUUCUGCUGUUGGAAGCCAUGUGAUUCUAUCUUGUCUGUGCAACACUUUCUUAUUGUUCCCCUUUGCUUCAUUCAAGCCAGCUCUUCUCCAUCCUACCACAAUUCAGUGCCUGCCUCCUCUCCAGGGCAUAUGUUACAUGCUCUGAUUUAUCUGUGUCGACUCCUUUCUCACCUUGUCCCCAAUACCCCACAGAAAUGCUUUCUUCUCCCUAUUCAUCCUCACUCAAGCCAGUCUUCAAGGCUUAGUUCAAGUCCUGCCUCUUAAAUAAACCUUUCUGGACACAUAUAUUAUCUUAAAAUUCCUAUUUCACUUGGGUUCAGUACCACAUGGGUGAACAAUGAAUGGUUAACUAAUUCCUGUGUGUUUAUCCUAGCUCUCCAGAUUGUCAGCUUCUUGAGGGCAAGAACCACGGUUUAUUUCCGUGAUUCUUCCACGGUGCCUAAUAAUACUGUGGAAUUAGGUUUUAGUAACUUUUUAAUUGCUAUCAUUACAGGCAAGAGGGCAAUCAGACAUUGUCUCAGAGCAGGUGCUGGCUCUUUCUGGCACCUCCAUGUUGGCUAGCCCCUGGUUAACCUCUUACUUAUUAUCUUGGCCAUUCACUGCAGGGACCAGGGAUGAUGCAACAUCCUUGUCUUAUUAUGACAGGAUAUUUACUCAACUUCUCCAACAAUAAGAAGCACGUGGUAAUAAUAAUAAGCUUGCAGAUAUUCUGGACUGUUUUUAGAAAAUAUAGUUUCCCGAAAAUCACAGAAUCUUACAAUGAAAAGGGCUUUAGAGAUCUGUCAGACCAACCUUUUCCCAACCAUACAAAAAUUCUUCAGUGCCAUUCCCAGCAAGCUUCAGCUUUCUGCGAUCCAACAAGAUAGCUACCAAGAUCAUUUUCAAAACUUAUUUUAAGCAAAUAUGAAUUUUUGCUUAAAAUAUUCCCAGCAAGCUUCAGCUUUCUACGAUCCAACAAGAUAGCUACCAAGAUCAUUUUCCAAACUCAUUUUAAGCAAAUAUGAAUUUUAUUGUCCAUUUACCUGUUUUGCAGUUUGUAUUGUGAUUAUCAAUUACCACACCAUCUUUCACGAAGGAAGGGAACAGGGAGGUAUCAAGCACUAGAGGAGGCAGCUGGGUCAGUUAGUGGAGCUAUGAUUGGUGCCCAGUUAGCCUCUGCAGCACAUGGAAACCUCUUCCCAGAGAACGUUCUGUGAAUUGUGUAGGAGAGGUUGUCUUUGGCCAGAAUUUAAAUGUAUACUCACUUUACCAAAUUGUAUCACGCCUCACACUGCUGAUGAUUUAGAGUGUCGCAGUGGACAUCCCACCUCAAUGUCUUACCUAAUCAUGAAACUCCCUAGUCCCUUCCAUGUGACUUCCCUGAAAAAUCUAAGUGUUUCAUAAAUUGGAGAGUCUGUGACCCACUUACCUUGCAUCUCACAAGUAGACAGUAUAAAGCUAAUAACCAAAGACCACAUAUUUUCACUCACACACACAUUGUAAUCAUUUAUUAUACAUAUAUACACACACAUACUCUCAAAGCAAAUAAUUUUUAAGUUCAAAACAGUAUUGACUUGUAUACCUUAUAAUUUGAAAUAUCUUCUUUGUUAGAAUGGUAUCAAUAAAUAGACCAUUAAUCAGAAAACA
Molecule: messenger RNA, 2669 nt
Organism: Saimiri boliviensis boliviensis (Bolivian squirrel monkey)
Lineage: Eukaryota; Metazoa; Chordata; Mammalia; Primates; Cebidae
Gene: CXCL9
Product: C-X-C motif chemokine ligand 9
Biological process (GO): immune response; chemotaxis; defense response
Cellular component (GO): extracellular region
Molecular function (GO): chemokine activity
Source: RefSeq, a predicted model, not a curated record